Rhagoletis zephyria (snowberry fruit fly) is the source of this 1316-nucleotide messenger RNA. RefSeq lists its product as uncharacterized. Lineage: Eukaryota; Metazoa; Arthropoda; Insecta; Diptera; Tephritidae. The record is from RefSeq and is a predicted model, not a curated record.
AAAACGUCCCUCCUAUAAAAGAUAAACUCGAUGCCCUUAUAGAUUUUGCGCUUUGUGUACGCAACGUGUACUCUACGAUGGAAUCCUGUCACAUGGACGCGUAUAUGAAUAAUCCCAUGCUAGUAAAAGAGUUGGUGGAUAAAUUUCCCAGCAAUCACAAGCUUGCUUGGGCUAUGCAACCAAAAUCACGACGCGAACCCAUAGUGAAAGUGUUUAGUGAUUGGCUUUAUGCGCUCGCCAAAGCGGCUAGUCAGGUAGUCGGCUUUACCAGCCCGAAAAAAAGCGGGAUAGUAAACACGCACGUACAGUCUUCUGGGGCACAACGAAAUGCGAGCUGUGCUCACUGCAAGGCUGACGGACAUCGAGUUGCACAAUGCGAGGAGUUUAAAAAGCUGAGUCCAGACCGCAAAUGGGAGGUUGUCCGUAGCUUAAAGCUAUGUCGCCAAUGCCUGAACGCUCAUCGUCGGCGUUGCUUCGUAACAAGGACUUGCGGCUUAGACCGCUGUAACGCCAAACACCAUCCCCUUCUGCACGGGAACACUACUUCGUCCGCACGAAAUACUCAAGAAAACUCUACUGCGGUCGCCACUGGUAGCGUGAAUUCACACAACGACCCAAGGGAAAACGCCUCUUCCUACUUUCGCAUUCUACCGGUUCGUAUAUAUGGUAACAAUAACUAUAUUGACACUUUUGCCUUUCUAGACGAAGGUUCGUCGGUAACCCUCAUGGAAGAAGAAAUAUUUCAGCAACUGAACAUAGCAGGAGUGCCUGAUCCAUUAUGUCUUCGUUGGACGGGCGACAAUACCCGUAACGAAGAGUCAUCCGUUAGAACGUCACUCAACAUUAGUGGCAGAUAUAACGGCAAAGUGUUCAACAUUAUGGGAGUUCACACCGUGAACCACGCCACGCCGCGUCACGUCGCCACGGAUUAUCCAUAUAUGAAAGGCCUUCCCUUCCCAUUAAGUCCUACUUCAACGCGAAGCCAACAAUACUCAUUGGCUCCGAUAAUUGGCAACUGGCCGUANGUGGACGACUUUAUUUAUAGUGAGAACACCGAACAGGACGCCAUAGAAAUUGGGAAAGCAGUGAAGCAUAUACAUGCCUCAGCUGUGUUUAUUAUCCGCAAUUGGCCAUCAAACUCCGCUGCAGUUCUCGAGGAAAUGGACGGAGGCCGCGCUAGGGCCCAGGCACCAUUAGAGUUGAAUUCAAGCGAAANCGCUGUAACGCCAAACACCAUCCCCUUCUGCACGGGAACAGUACUUCGUCCGCACGAAAUACUCAAGAAAACUCUACUGCGGUCGCCACUGGUAGCGUGA